UCCACGUUAAAAAUAACCAUUUUUUCACUGCAUAAAAAAAAGGUCCACUCCCCCUCUUGGAGCGUCCUGACACCUCCCAUGACUCCCUAUAUGUAGUGUUCUGCCCCCCUCACCUCACCUCACAAGUCACAACCUCCCAGUCUCUUCUCCCCCACUUCAAGUCACAGCAAACAACGCCACUCUAGAGACAAAAUGGCACAGAUGUGGCUCCUUUGGUGGCCAAAAACCACCAAGAUUGGUGCUGGUGGUGUUGAUAACAUUGCCACCACUAAGGCCACCAACAGUGAGAUAGUCGAAAAGAUUGGUAGAGCCCAAACUUGUUUUUGUGGGUGUCUAACAAAGCUUUUGAAGAAGCUAAGGAAGAGAGGGAGAGUGCUACGCACUGCCACUGCAAGUAGACAAUCUUCCUUCCAGUGCCGGUAUGAUCCAUUGAGUUAUUCUCUCAACUUCGAUACAAGUGGGUGUGGAAGCAUGUUAGAUGACGAAGAUUACUACCAGUUCUGUGCCUUCACUUCAAGGUUUGUGGCCAACCCAUCAAGAAGCAGUACAUCUUCUUCUUCUUCUUCUUCAAGAAUACUAGUGACCACUUCUCACUAGCUAGAAUAUAAAUUACUAGCUACUAGUAUUAAGUCCCAAGUUUUGCUGUCAUGUUUUAAUUUCUCUUAGUUUCGAAAGUUAAUGUAUCGAUCUUAGGUUAUGGUUGCUUGUAACGGGCAUAAUUUGUACAUUUAAUGGAUGAUAAAAUCCAUAGUUUUAGUCUUUUAGGUAGAGAGAAAGAGAGAGAGAGAGUUAAUUAUUUAUCCAUAUGGAGAAACAGAGGAGCUUCAAAUGAGGUAUGGGCUUCAUUGUCCUUCAAAAUUAAAAAAAAAAAAAAAAGUUAAUUUUUUUUUAA
Messenger RNA from Populus nigra (black poplar), 892 nucleotides. RefSeq lists its product as uncharacterized. Bases 193 to 597 code for a protein of 134 amino acids. Lineage: Eukaryota; Viridiplantae; Streptophyta; Magnoliopsida; Malpighiales; Salicaceae. The transcript has a single exon. The record is from RefSeq and is a predicted model, not a curated record.